This is a messenger RNA of Armigeres subalbatus, 1970 nucleotides long. RefSeq names its product neurexin 1-like. Bases 1 to 1563 code for a protein of 520 amino acids. The transcript is spliced from 5 exons. NCBI's taxonomy places the organism in Eukaryota, Metazoa, Arthropoda, Insecta, Diptera, Culicidae. The record is from RefSeq and is a predicted model, not a curated record.
AUGAUCAAACCGAAUACCGAAAAUCUAGCGGAAGCAAUCCUCGGCCGGCACAGCACACUGGAGGUGAAGUCGCUGCAUUUGGGCGGGUUGUUCCACGCCGAGGAGGAAAUCCAGAUGACGGCCGCCAUGCCGAAUUUUGUCGGGCAGCUUCAGGGUUUCGUCUACAAUGGACACCGCUACAUCGACCUUGUAAAGACGCUUGGACCGGAGCUUUCCGCGCUACCAACAACAACGUUUAAGCUGACGGCACGCUUCAUCAACUCUCCACCGGGGUCGCCGUACCUGCCAGCGACUUUCCGAUCGAAGCACUCGUACGUUGGUUUGCCAAUGUUGAAGGCGUACUCGUCCGUGUUCAUCGAUUUCCGGUUCAAAACACUGGAACCCAAUGGUCUGCUGUUUUACAAUGGUGGCAAACGAAGCGACUUCGUAGCUGUGGAACUGGUCAACGGUCACAUCCAUUACGUAUUCGAUCUGGGUGACGGACCAAUCACAAUUCGGGACAAAGCCAGGAUUCACAUGAACGACAAUCGGUGGCACUCGGUCAGUAUUCGACGACCGGGACCCAAAACGCAUACCUUGGCGGUUGAUGAAUCCAUCGAAAUCUACACUGCCAGCGGAAACAAUAUGCACCUGGAGUUGGAAGGAAUCCUAUACGUAGGCGGUGUUUUUAAGGACAUGUACUCGCGAUUGCCGUCGAGCAUAGCUUCCCGAAAUGGUUUCGAGGGUUGCAUGGCCUCCGUGGACUUGGCCGAUACGACGCCAAGUCUGACAGAGGACGCAGUGGUGCCGAGUUCAUUGGUCGUGACAGGCUGCGAAGGCCCCACCAAAUGUAGUCAGAAUGCUUGCGCCAACCGAGGGAUCUGCGUCCAGCAGUGGAAUGCGUACGCUUGCGAGUGCGACAUGACUUCGUUUACAGGACCGACCUGCUACGACGAAUCCAUAUCGUAUGAAUUCGGCACCAACAAAGGGCUGAUUCAAUACACUUUCCCACCUGGACGGCAACCUGACACGGAAGAGGACAAUGUCGCACUAGGUUUCGUAACAACUAAGUCGGACGCGGUGCUGCUACGAAUCGAAAGCUUGACGACGCAGGAUUACAUCGAAAUGGAGAUUGUCGAGGGCAAUGUGUUCAUCGUGUACAAUAUAGGAUCACACGAUCUUCCCCUAGGCGAGAUCGGUGUCAAAGUCAAUGACAAUAAUUACCAUAUCGUGCGCUUCACCCGAUCCGGAGCCAACGCUACGCUCCAGAUCGACGACUACAAUGUUCAGACGUUAUUUCCUACUGGUCACCAAUCGACCAGCUUCACGUCAAUGUCGAACGUCCAGGUCGGCGGUAAGAUCUCCCGCAACGGACGCUCCCGUAUCGAGCGGCCGUUCAGCGGAGUGAUCGCCGGCCUCUCGGUAAACCGGCUACGAGUACUGGACCUGGCGGCAGAACGAGACCCCCACAUCAACAUGCGGGGCGAUGUACAAUUGGUAACUGGCGUUUUAGAUAGAAAUGACCAAAGAAUGCAGCAGGUUAGAAUUUUAAACAAAAAGCAAUUCGACGACCGUUCAAUCUAAGAUCAAAUUAUUUAAAAAUCAACCAAGACAACCAGUCGCUCUUUAUUGUUUAAGUUUGUCGAUACUCCUCUUCUGUAUCAGUUCUGAUUGUUUCGGUUUCAUUCGGCGCUCUCUUUCUCUCUAGUGAAAAUCAUCGAUCAAUAGUGCAAAAUUUACGCAUUAACUUUUCCGUAUUCAGCAAAAAACUAUUGAUCUUUAUUCGCUUCCUCAUUUGCGCUCUUUAGUUUCAGACCAGAUUUCCUGACACGCAUCAGCGUUGCUCCAUUUCGUUUGACGGCCAUUCAAGGAAAUGUGAUGCUGAUGCGGUUGCCCAUUUUGUUCUUAUCUUUCUUAGAAGUGUAAAUGUCUGUUUUGUGCUGUCCCUUUUUGCGAAUAUCGAACUAAUCGAGUAUUUAACAAUAGCUGAG